Prorocentrum cordatum is the source of this 1273-nucleotide messenger RNA. The record is from the annotation of a GenBank genome assembly. NCBI's taxonomy places the organism in Eukaryota, Dinophyceae, Prorocentrales, Prorocentraceae.
GCCAGCUUUCGCCCGAGCCAGCUCGGGCUCGGGCCAGUUUUUGCUCGAGCCAGGCUCAUCUCCGACGAAACGUGCAAGCUCCGAUGCGGGCGAGAACGUCUCCAAGAGGUCGCGCGCAUUGGCUCCGCUGAUUGCCUCGUUUAAAGCGUCGAACGCGGCAGUGAUCGGCAUUGCGUGCUGCUUGAAGGAGCAGCCAGAGAUCAUUGACGACAUGACGAAGUGGAAGAUCAGAAAGGCUAGCGAUGAAUUCGCAUCAGCAAUUCUGGAUGCGCCAAUACAGCUGAACUUGGCAAGCGGCGCGGCCUGCGACAAGCCCGUCGUCAAUAUCGCCAGCGUCCUUCAACGCUGCGCUUCCGAAUCUGCGAGCUUCAGAAAUUUGCUGCCCACAACUUUAAGAAAAUUCCCGUGCCCCCCAGCGGCGCCGCGGGGCUUCAUCUUGCACUUCGAUGAGUUCGUGUCAGGCAAUGUCUUGCGGCAAGAUAACACACGCAAGACGCUCUCGUUUUACGGGAGCUUCCGCUCCUUCGGCCCUGACGCGGCGUCGUGCGAGGACGUUUGGUUGCCUCUCGCUUUUGUUCGGUACGCUCUCGAUGUACUUACCGCUGGGUCCGCUCAGUUCAAGCUGGACUUUGCAAAGGAGCUGGCUUCCUUUGCCGCGCUGGCCAAAUCAAUGUUUCUGCAUUUGCUGGCCAAGAGAGGCGCGGCCGUGGCAGAUGCUUGGGCCGUGGCGCUCCGCAACCACGCCGUGGCUUUCGAGUCUGCGUGCGGCGAUUGCGGCAUGCACAUCCCGAAGUUUCAUGGGUUCGCACUUGAUACGCUUGUGACGGAGAGGUGCCAUAAAAAAUCACUGCGGAUCGCUGAAUUCAUCGACAACACGCGGCGCUGCGAGAAAUCAUCACUGACCCGAGCUAUUGCCCUUCAGUGCCGCGAUGCGCAACAUAAUGUUUCAUUUGGGAAUGCCUUGGUGUGCGGCAUCAAAUACAACGACGUCAUGAACGUUUCGAAGGUCGUUCUUGCGGGUGGCUCUCGCAUAUCAGCUGGAGAUAUUCUGCGUAUUGGUGAGAAGCGCCAUUUUAUCAUCGGCGGUGCCGAGGAAGGCGGCAACGUGGCGCUCAUUGUUCAGGAGUUGCGUUUUAUUUGCCAGGUGUUGCCCAGCGCCUCGCGGCGGCGAAAGGACGACGCCCCGAAGUUCGCGCAGUGCGGCUCCUUCAUGGCACAGCCUCUCUGGACACAAGAGGCUUCUGGAACGCUGUUAUUGGUGGAUAUGGCAUAA